CGUAUAGCAAAAUAUUUAUUUCUUGCAAAAUGAAGCUUUUUGCUUUUUUAAUAUUCCUUGUGUGCAUGUUGGCUGCUUGUUUGGCCGCUGUUAAGCAUCCAAGUUGUGCAGAAUCGACGGGGGAGCGAGGUGAUUGUCGGGCCAUGCACAAGAAGUGGACUUAUCAUCCGAAUUCCAACCAAUGUAUACGAUUCUUUUAUAGUGGAUGCCAUGGCAACAGUAAUAAUUUCGACACUCAAGAGGAAUGCGAGCAGAGAUGCCGUUUUUAAAAUUGUAAGAAACACUAAGUAAUUUGUGGAAAACAAUAAAAACGAAACCAUACCAAACAGAAAAAAAAA
Molecule: messenger RNA, 338 nt
Organism: Drosophila willistoni
Lineage: Eukaryota; Metazoa; Arthropoda; Insecta; Diptera; Drosophilidae
Product: kappaPI-actitoxin-Avd3b
Exons: 2
Coding region: 30-269 (79 amino acids)
Molecular function (GO): serine-type endopeptidase inhibitor activity
Source: RefSeq, a predicted model, not a curated record